Seminavis robusta is the source of this 1400-nucleotide messenger RNA. NCBI's taxonomy places the organism in Eukaryota, Bacillariophyta, Bacillariophyceae, Naviculales, Naviculaceae. The record is from the annotation of a GenBank genome assembly.
AUGCCUCCUUCCAACCGCAAGCGCAAAGUCGGCGACGACAAGGAGAGCAGUACCGCUAGUAGUAGCAGCAGCAAGCCUCGGAAGAAGGAGACGCAACGAACGAUUCAAAAGGCUCGCGUGUAUUUUCGCGCUGGUUUCAUUUCCCAAAAUCCUGGCAAGGAAGAAGACUUUGACGAAGCCUGGAACAAUUGGAUGGCCACCAAAGGAGAUCAACCAGCUGAUGAAUUCCCGGGAGUUCCUGGAUAUGGUAGUCGACAACCCGCUUCCAAAAAACGCAAAACUAGCACUACUGCUGCUAGUGCCAAAAAGACAACUCCUGCCAAGAAAACACCCACUGCUGCUGCCGCUGCGCCUACACCCGCUGCUGCUACGGCGUCUCGUUCCCCCGAUACGUCGUCUCGCAAGCAACAAAAAGAACCCGGAUACAAGGAGCGGGCUCGAAUGGCCAUGAAAAAGGAUUCGUCCGCACAACCCAAGAAAGCAACACCCGCCAAAAAAGCCGCCACACCACCACGUCCUGCUGCAGCUGCUCCCAAACGAACUGCCUCACCAGCCGCACGAAGCACACAGGCCUAUCGAACUCGCCGCACACCCGCCAAGAAUGAGGAGGUGGAGGAACCAGCCGAAGACACACUUCCAAAACCUCCCACUCGGUUCCCCAAAACGGCAACUCCUGAAACACAAGCGCCAGCAGCAGCAGCAGACACUGGAGGACCUGCAUUCCGGCCGGCGCCUGUUGAACGAUGGGAAACUCUUCAGCCACUCCUUCGAAAGCUCUUUUUGGUACUGGGAGUUCCUUUGCUGGCCCUGGCUGUUCUCAUUUUUGGGGUUGGACGAUACAACCCCAAGUCGCAAAUGUGGAUGAUUGUAGGACAUACUCGUCGACACUGUUCCACCCACACUGUCAUUUUCGGAUCGCCUUGUCGUGCCACGGAUCCAUCCAAUCCGUACAUUGUCACGGACGCCAUUGACUUGGGAUCGGUAUUGCAGCAACAACAGCGCUGUUACCAUGACUCGCCACAACAUGUUCUAGCCCUCUUGGAUCACGAUGAUGCCCACCAGAAUAAUGCUCCCGCCAAAAUGACUGACCAGCAUUGUCCCAAUGGGUUCAUUCAGUGUCCAUCCAAUGCCAUUUGCUACAACGGUCAUCUUUUGGAUUGUCUAGCUCCUGCGUGGGUCAUGUACGACAACAAGAAUGACAACGACAACAAGAAACCUCCGCUCUGUGUCUUGAGCCAAGCCGUCAACAACACGUACAUGGACCUCGUCAGUUUGAUUGAAACUUGGUCGGUACAGCAUUUGUGCAUGAUACGCACCGAAGGGCCCGUGCCGCAAUCCUUUUACAUGCAACAGCAGCCAAGCAGCUCUAAGGAAGCCUCGGUCGUUGUCAAGGCAGACGA